Molecule: messenger RNA, 663 nt
Organism: Chroicocephalus ridibundus (black-headed gull)
Lineage: Eukaryota; Metazoa; Chordata; Aves; Charadriiformes; Laridae
Product: basic proline-rich protein-like
Exons: 1
Coding region: 1-663 (220 amino acids)
Source: RefSeq, a predicted model, not a curated record
AUGCGCCGACAGCUUCCAGCUCGCAUUAAACUCUCAAAAAAAGAGGUUUCGCAGCCGGGCAGUGAAGGGACUCAGGGACGACAAGCCUUGCGGGGCCGCCGCUAUCCCACCGCCGUUCAGCCUCGCCCUCCGCGGAAGACCGCGACCCGCCACCCUGCCUCCACCUGCCCUCACAGGGACCGGCUCUCCCACCUCACCCCCCCCACACCCUGCCCUCGCCGCCUUCCCCCUCACCCCGGGGAGAAAGCGGGAGGGCUGCAGCGGCACCGGAGGGGGGCGGCGCGGGGGAAGAGUCUCGAACCCGCUGCCUCAGGGGAACCAGAGGCUGCGUCAGGCGCUUCCCGGCGAAGCCCCGGCAGGGGUUGGGGAAGGCGGGGGGUGGGACUCCCGCGCAGGGCGGGCCCAGCCCGGCCCCCGGAGGCGAUCCCCGCGCGUCCCGCUCUGCCCCCGCCGCGCCGCGCCCCUCCCCGGCUCCGCCGCCACCCGCUUCAUUCACGAACCGGUUCUCGCCGGCUGCCUCCGCCUCUCGCCUCCCUCCCGCCUCCGCCCGGCCCUGCCGCCGCCACGCCCCCUCCCCCCCAACGGCCGCCUCACUCCCGCCCCGGACGCGCGAGCGGCGCCUCCGAUUGGGCGGGCGCGACGCUCGUCGCUGACGUAUGGUGA